Messenger RNA from Trichophyton rubrum CBS 118892, 768 nucleotides. RefSeq lists its product as uncharacterized. The transcript has 2 exons. Gene Ontology annotation, molecular function: RNA polymerase I cis-regulatory region sequence-specific DNA binding. Gene Ontology annotation, biological process: nucleolar large rRNA transcription by RNA polymerase I. Lineage: Eukaryota; Fungi; Ascomycota; Eurotiomycetes; Onygenales; Arthrodermataceae. Bases 1 to 768 code for a protein of 255 amino acids. The record is from RefSeq and is a predicted model, not a curated record. Gene Ontology annotation, cellular component: RNA polymerase I upstream activating factor complex.
AUGGUAGUAAAUCGCAUGAACGAUGAUGUGGAUGCCAUUAUAAAAACCACGACCACGAUGGAUAGAAACAUAGAUGAAAAGUCUGCCAGACUUGGGCACAUAAAUGCUAGUGAACGGAGGGGAGCAAAGUAUCGGCAUGCGAAUGUUUAUGAUGCUGUUGCAGGUCGCAUCGCAACAGAUAAAUCUUCUAAUAAGUCUUCGACUCUAGCUAAUGACUAUCACGGUAUAACCUCAUCACGAAUAUUCCCAGCUGUCGCUCCCGAAGAAGUCCUAUUUCGGAAGCAAAACGCCCCCGUAAGGUAUAUGGAAAAUGAUUACUAUUUUGCCAACGAAGAUAUACCCGAAGACCAGCCCUUGCCAGACUCUGACCUUCUCAAGGCUAUCCAUGCAUACACUUCGGAUCUGUAUGCAAAUAAGACGGUGGAUCGUGGCCAGUCAGCAUGGCGUAGCAUGGAUGAAACUGCUUUGAUUGCGCUGGGUUUCUUGCUGGAGGAGACUGCUGUAGAGGCUCUUGGAGAAACAGGAGAUUUGGCCUUGGUGGAGGGUGCAGUACCCAGUGAUCCUGAGUGGGAGGCGGAAGCACCGGUUGUCAGAUCCCGUGAAACGUCGGUUUCCGCAUUCAGUACGCGGUCUCGAAUCGAUGGAUAUAGUAGCGGGGGUCUUGAUGAUGUUGCUACAACUUUGUCACGUCAGCGAAAGAGCAAAAAACGCCGGCGGUUAAGUAGCCUGUCGGCCAUGCGACCGGCGUCAGAGAAACCGGUUACUUGA